This is a messenger RNA of Benincasa hispida (wax gourd), 603 nucleotides long. The record is from RefSeq and is a predicted model, not a curated record. Lineage: Eukaryota; Viridiplantae; Streptophyta; Magnoliopsida; Cucurbitales; Cucurbitaceae.
AUGGGCGAUCCCAGCGUGAGCCUGAGCCACCCCCUCAAACAAAUUGCCAUCGACUACAAUCCCAAAGCCUGCACCUACUGCGCCACCUCCAACUCAAUCACCCUCACCUACGACCACCAGGGCGGCGCGCGAUGGCGCUCUACCACCCGGUUCCUGUACGGGACAUUCUCGGCCAUGAUCCGGUGCCCCGGGGGGAACACCUCCGGCCUCAACUUCAACCUGUACCUGUCGUCGUUGGAAGGAGAGAAAGGGCAAGACGAAAUCGACUUCGAAUUCCUGGGAAAGGACCGGAGCGUGGUUCAGACCAAUUUCUACACCGGCGGGGUCGGGAACAGAGAGCAAAUCCACGAGCUUGGGUUCGAUUGCGGAGAUGGGUUCCACAAGUAUUCGGUGAAAUGGGAGGCGGAUUUGAUCGAGUGGGCGGUGGACGGGGCGGUGGUGCGGCGGGCGGUGGAGGAUAUUCCGAGGAAGGCGAUGUACUUAUAUGCGUCGAUGUGGGAUGCAAGUGAUAUAGAUGAAGGGAGAUGGGCGGGGAAGUAUGUGGGUUGUGAUCAGCCUUAUGUUUGUGUUUAUAAGGAUAUUCAGGUUCCUCGUCAGUCUUAG